Molecule: messenger RNA, 1574 nt
Organism: Polyodon spathula (Mississippi paddlefish)
Lineage: Eukaryota; Metazoa; Chordata; Actinopteri; Acipenseriformes; Polyodontidae
Gene: fbxl17
Product: F-box and leucine-rich repeat protein 17
Exons: 7
Coding region: 162-1574 (470 amino acids)
Biological process (GO): regulation of cell cycle; entrainment of circadian clock by photoperiod; G2/M transition of mitotic cell cycle
Cellular component (GO): SCF ubiquitin ligase complex; cytosol; nucleus
Molecular function (GO): protein binding
Source: RefSeq, a predicted model, not a curated record
CAUUUUCGUGCAGAUAGCAGUAACGUAUUGUAUAUAUUCACAAAUGUUGUGGAUGCUACACUUUUUAUAACUGUUCAGCGCUCUUUUUUAUACACGGAUUAUGAAAGCAGGAGUUGGAGGUGAUCAGGACUGUGUGAACUGAGACACCCUGAGUCAUCUAUAUGGGCCAUCUUCUUUCGAAAAAUGGUAAGCGUGUGAAGAAGAGGAAAAGGAAACUGCGAAGAAACUGCUUCCUGCACGGGCCGUGCAUGUUGUGCUUCAUCGUCCACAGCAACGCCAACAGCAGUGACGAGAACCAGCUCGAGAGUGCUUCCAAGCUUGCUGAGCGGUACGCCACUCUCAGUACUCCGGAGGACUGCGCCAAGUUUCUCCUGUCUCCAAAGGAACUCUGGGAAGAACAGGGCAAGAGCCUGCUUUCCAGUGUCCCUACCAAGUUCAUUGGGCCUCAGCUGUUCAGAACUGUCUCCACUGAGUACGCUGAGAUGGUAUGCAAGAGGAAGUGUGGAGGGGUACAGAAGUGCACGCCCUGCAAGCAGCCGCGCUGUACUUUUCAGGAGGUGACUGAAAAUGGGGUGGUCAGUGACCCAGCAGCCCAGUGCCACAUCCAUCUGUGCAGCUUGCCCUCAUCUUCCUCCUCCUCCUCCUCCUCCUCCUCCACAGAGUGCUCCAAGGUGGGGCUGCAGGUGGACUUGGGGGAGGGCAGCACCACCACCAACCAAGGCUCCUCCGAGAGCAGUGAACUUGCAACUCACAAGAGCCUGCCGGAAUUAAAAGUGUUUGAGACUGAUGUGUCCAAUGUUAACCUCCUACCUUCUUCAAUCCUGCUAAAGAUAUUUGCUCAUCUAUCCGUGAAGGAACGUUGCCUUUCUGCAUCGUUAGUUUGCAAGUACUGGUGUGAUCUGUGUUUAGAUUUUCAGUUCUGGAAGCAGAUCGACCUCAGUGGUCGACAGCAGGUCACAGAUGAUCUUCUUGUAAAGAUUGCCGCCAGGAGGCAGAAUGUGACCGAAAUUAACAUCUCUGAUUGCCGCAACGUUUUAGAUGACGGGGUGCGCUCCCUGGCAUCCCAGUGCCCGGGUCUUCUUAAAUACACAGCUUACCGAUGCAAACAACUUAGUGACCUCUCUCUCCUUGUCAUUUCCACUCACUGUCCUCUUCUGCAAAAGGUGCACGUGGGGAACCAGGAUAAACUCACCGACGAAGCCCUCAAGCAGUUGGGAGAACACUGUUCUGAGCUGAAAGAUGUCCACUUUGGUCAGUGCUACAAGAUAACUGAUGAAGGCAUGGUGGUGCUAGCAAAGGGCUGUCCAAAGCUGCAAAGAAUCUACAUGCAAGAAAACAAACUGGUGACGGAUAAAUCAGUAAAAGCAUUUGCUGAACACUGUCCGGAUCUGCAAUUUGUCGGUUUUAUGGGCUGCUCUGUUACAUCCCAAGGGGUCAUCCACCUCACUAAACUCAAGAACCUGAGCAGCCUGGACUUGCGUCACAUCUCUGAGCUGAAUAACGAAACGGUGAGCCUGGACGGAAUAGUCCUUAGGACUUCGAGUGAAUCUGAACACGAACUUCGACGCUCGUAG